UUGGCACGAUGUAGUCAGGUAAUCGCGAAACUUGCCAGACGCAAGACGAACAUAUUGAUCAAAGUGUUUCGUGCGUAAAUUACCUGAUAACAUAACACAGGCUUGGCAGUGGCUCGGCGGCGGCAUGGCACGCGGAGCCGACUGCGGCCGGCGUCAGGUACAGACGGACAGCACGCGCCCCACGCGCCUGCCGCACGUCUAUCGGACACGGUUAAUUACGGACAGGAUCGAACAUACUUUUGGCGAUGCUAAUCCGAUCACGGCUUAACUCAUGUUAUCAUACUCGCUGAUGUGUAUAUUAAUGUCGAGUCCGCGUGCAGUACCGGCUUCGAGCGAGUGGCGAGAGGAUGUUGUCGAUAGAACAAUUGUCGCAAAUGGUCCAUGCUCAUCUCGGACUCAACGGUAACGCGAAUGAAGCUCAAUAUACAGCGAAAUGGAUAAUCAAAGAAUCUCCACUGGGUGGCCGCGGUCUCUUCGCAACGGAGGACUUGGUAUCCGGCGAAGUGUUAUUCGUCGACCAUCCUCUCAUCGCCGGCCCACGAUCUGGCACUUUAAUACGUCGCGGAUGUACCGUUUGCUGCAAAUUAAACAAAAACAAAUUUUUCAAGUGUGAUAAAUGUUCUCUUUUGCUUUGCUCGGAAUCGUGUCAAAAUAGUAGUGUUCAUAACGAUGACUGUGGAAUAAUUUCCGGUUGGCGCAAUAAAGUGUCCAUCGAGGAAGUCGAUGCCGCCUUACUGUCACGAGCGCUGACGGCCAUAAGAGCUCUAUUACUGAAUGAAGAGCAAAAACGAUUUAUGAUUUCCCUUCAAGCACAUGUGCUGCCGCAACAUGGCACGGAAAUACAAGAAUUGCAACAGUAUUUUGAGAUCCCGGAGCAUGACGUACAGCUUAUGAUUUUAACGAGUUGCGUGCUAGAUGCGAAUGCAUUUCAGAUCGCUACUUCCUAUGGGAAAGAAGAAAUGGGUAAGAGGGGUCUCUACCCGGUAUCAUCUCUGCUGAAUCACAACUGUGUACCGAAUACUAGAUACAACUACAAUAGUGAUCUCCAGAUGAUCGUGAAAACUGUAAAACCGAUAAAGGCUGGGUGUGAAAUAUUUACGUGCUACACGGGGCUACUGUGGGGGACGCCAGCACGUCGAAUCCAUCUGUAUAAAACUAAACAUUUCUUGUGCAAAUGCGAGCGCUGUGCUGAUCCAACAGAACGCGGAACAUUUUUAGCUGCUCUCAAAUGUUUCUCCGCGGAGUGUCCAGGUUCUCUUUUGCCUAUAGAGCCUCUUAAAUCUUCUUCAUCAUGGCGAUGCUUCGAGUGCGGAUUACGAGUCCCAAGCGAUAACAUUUGCACAUUACAAAGUGCAUUAGGAAGCCUCAUAGGUUCUUUAGAUUUCGGAAAUAUUAUUGAGUUGGAGAAUUUUUAUUUAUGUCGUGUUACAAAAUACAUUCCGAAAUCAAAUCAAAUUGUGGUCGACUUACAAUGCAGGCUCAUCUGGGAAUUAGGAGAAAUAGAAAAUCACCGUUGGCAUGAGCUGUCGGAGUAUCGUCUGUCGCUGAAGGAGCAGCUGUGCCGCGACACGCUGCGCACGGCGGCGGCGCUGGGCGCGGGCGACGCGCACCUGCGCGGCCUGUUGCUCUUUCACCUGCACGCCGCGCUAGCCGAGCGCGCCAGGCGGUGCCCCGACCUGUAUGACGAGCUGAAGUCGGAAAUUGAAGCUAUUAUAGAUCAAGCAUAUACCAUAUUGCAAGGAGAUAUUUCUGCGCCCCCAGAUUUGGAGCUAAGACACCGUUAUCUAGGCCCGGGCAGUGAUAAACCACAAGAAGAAAGAUUUUUCAUACUCGAUACCUCAGAAAAUCUUUCGGUCUCAAUGAAAUAAUAAUAGCAGUUAAAUUGAAUAUUAAAUAGUGUCAUUUUUUCU
Molecule: messenger RNA, 1910 nt
Organism: Papilio polytes (common Mormon)
Lineage: Eukaryota; Metazoa; Arthropoda; Insecta; Lepidoptera; Papilionidae
Product: protein msta, isoform B-like
Exons: 3
Coding region: 348-1868 (506 amino acids)
Molecular function (GO): protein binding
Source: RefSeq, a predicted model, not a curated record